Messenger RNA from Leucoraja erinaceus (little skate), 8425 nucleotides. It is a transcript of the gene smim13, whose product is annotated as small integral membrane protein 13. The coding region runs from base 147 to 416 and encodes 89 amino acids. The transcript is spliced from 2 exons. The record is from RefSeq and is a predicted model, not a curated record. Lineage: Eukaryota; Metazoa; Chordata; Chondrichthyes; Rajiformes; Rajidae.
UAGUGGGGCUGGAGAAAGGCGGCGGCGGCCAGGGGUGGUGGUCGUCGUCCAAAGCCCCUACUCUCCUCUCCUCUCCUCUCCGUGAGGCGGAUGGUGGGCCUGGUGAGUGACCGCCCCCCCUACACCCACACCUACACAACCUCAACAUGUUGCAGAGCAUCGGGCUGACCGUGCUGGUCCUGGUCGCCACCCUCCUCUGCGUCCUCCUCUUCAUGCUCUUCGGUUGGUAUGUGGUUUGGCAGCUGUUCCUGUCGAAGUUCAAAUUCCUCCGGGAACUGGUGGGCGAUACCAGCUCGCUGCAAGGGGACAGCGAGUCAUCGGAGAGUGCAAGCACAGGAGACUCUCCACCUGCACCCGCAGGGCACAGACCUAAAUCGGCACGUCUACGGAGGGCGCCGACUGAAGGCACCACAUAGUAAACCGCACCGGAGCACGGUUCCGUUCAUUGGCCCUCUCAGCACCGCUUCAGUCUGCGAUCGACAUUGCCUCGCUUUAUUUAACUGUUUGCUUCGGCUGGCUUGCUGAAAAACACUUCUCAUUUACCCAGCAGGGAUGUAGACCACAAUGCAAGCAGGUGUGCAGGUUAAAUUGGCUCGAUGGUCAACAUUGACGUGGUGGGCCGAAGGGCAAGGGCCGUUCCUGUGCUGCGAUGUUCUGCGUUCACAUUUGGAGCAGUUUGCCAAUGUUCGCGCCGCAGAAAUGCCACAAUGCUUGCUUAAUUUAUCAGUACAGAGUCAUCUAUUUCUCAUCAUUGCCGAGCAAAUCAAUUUGCAAUCAAUUGGUAAUAAGGUCAUAGAUUACAGGAGCAGAGUCAGGCCAUUCGGCCCAUCAGGUCAACUCCACCAUUAAAUCAUGGCUGAUCUAUCCCUCCCUCCUAACCCCAUUCUCCUGCCUUCUCCCCAUAACCCCUGACACCCGCACUAAUCAAGAAAUAUAUCUAUCCGUCUCUGCUUUGAAAUAUCCACUGACUUGGCCUCCACAGCCUUCUGUGGUAAAGAAUUCCACAUAUUCACCACACUCUGACUAAAGAAAUUCCUUAUCUCCUUCCUAAAGGACCGUCCUUUAAUUCUGAUGAAUUGGUGGAUUAUUCAGUCCCGGAUGCAGGAGUCUCGAAUCAAAUUGUCCUACCAACUGUAACCUCAUUUUGUUGCAUACGAUUCCUCUUUCUGAAUGACUGCUCUAAGUACUAAAAACGGUUUAUGUCGUAAAUUAGCAGCCUUUAAAAGUGUAUGUUGUUUGAACUUUGCUUUAGCUGGUUCUAAUAUAUUUUUAAGAACUUUUCACAUAAUUAUGAUGAACCACAUUGAACAUGUUUACAUUUUCUGCCGCAUCUUUUCUUAUUUUUUUUAACACGUCAAUUGAAACACCUAACUUGCUUUCAUAGAAGCUCGUGAGAAUGUAAGACUUGCCUAAACUGUUGUCGAAUGAGAAAAGUCACUGUUCAUUAGUCCUUGGAGCAGAAUUGGGAGAUUUGGACCAUCGAGUCUACUCCGCCAUUCAAUCAUGGCUGAUCUAUCUUCCCCCCCCACCCCCCCCCCCUUCAAUCCCAUUCUUCUGCCUUCUUCCCAUAACUCCUGUCACCCUUAUUAAUCCUCACUAACCCUUUGUUCGAGGAACACUCCUUUUCACACAGUGGCGCAGCGGUAGAGUUGCUGCCUCGCAGCGUCAGAGACUCGGGUUCGAUCCCCACUGCGGGUGCUGUCCAACUGUACAGGUGAUCAUUGGUCAGCUGGGAAGAAACUGUUCCUGAAUCUGGAAGUUUGCAUUUUCAAACUUCUGUGCCUCUUGCCUGAUGGGAAAGUGUAAAGGGUGUGAAGGAGUGAUCGACGGUGGGCUUGGACUCGAGUGGGCCGAAGGGCCUGUUUCCACCCUGUAUCUCUAGAACUCAAAAUUAGAACUACUGCAGGGCAAUUACGUGGAGAUGGUGACCUCAAGAGAUCAUAAACCCAUGUGAGUUGGAAGACAAGCCCUUCCUUCCACGCCCAAUGAUGAAUAUCCUCCGAAAUGUGUGACUUAAUUUCCUGGACAGGUCUCUAAAGGAUCAAUUUGGAGGAAAUGAUGAAACCGAGAUCGUGACCCACCAGGAAAUUGCAUCAUUAUGCGCUGUAGCAUCACAGGAAAUUCACAGUCGCAUAUCCACAAUGGUAUCAAUUCACCCAUAAAUUGGUGGCAGUUUCUUCCCAGCUGACCAUGGGCGGCACAGUGGCGCUGUGGCAGAGUUGCUGCCCCACAGCGCUAGAGACCCUGGCUCGAUCCCGACUACGGGUGCUGUCUGUAUGAGGUUUGUACGUUCUCCCCGUGAUCUGCGUGGGUUUUCUCCGUGAUCUUCGGCUUCCUCCCACAUUCCAAAGGCAUUCAGGUUUGUUGUUUAAUUGGCAUGGUAUACAUUGUAAAUUGUCCCUGGGAUAGUGUUUGUGUACGGGGACCGCUAAUCGGUGUGGACUCGGUGGGCCGAAGGGUCUGUUUACUCUAAAACAUAUCUAAAUGACAUUCAUGCCACUUAGAAUUGCGGGAGGUAGAGUAACCUGCCUGGAUUUCUAGGCCACAGUUUAUUAUGAGCAUCCUCUUCGGACUGAUGUGGGGUGUGGGGGGGGAGAAGAAGGGAAGAGGAGGAGCCCGAGGGCUGAGGGAGAGCUGAGAAGGGGAGGAGACAGCAAGGGCUACUGGAAAUUGGAGAAUUUAAUGUUUAUGCCACUAGGGUGCAGACUGCCCAAGCGGAAUAUGAGGUGCUGCUCCUUUCACGGAUUCUGAAACCUUUUGCUUUCAUUAUCCAUUUUGACAACAAUAUGCCCUUGCUCUUUAUAAACUUCUAGACGCCUUGACAAUUUGUAAAUUGUGCAGGAGAGUUUCGGAAACAUGCAGGACAUAGAUUGAAGCACAUUUAUUUGAGUCGCUGCCUCAGUGGGCCUGGUUCGAUCCUGACCUCGGGUGCAGUAUCUGUGGAGUUUGCACGUGUGACCCCGUGGGUCACCUUCCAUGUGCUCUGGUUUCUCCCACAUCCCGAAGACGUGCGGGUUUGUAGGUUAAUUUGCCCUCUGUAAAUUGCCCCCUAGUGCGCGGGGAGUGAAUGAGAAAGUGGAAUAACAUAGUGUACGGGGUGAUCGAUGGUCGGUGUGGAACUCAGUGGGUCGAGGAUCUUGUUUCCGUGCUACAUGGGUGGUCGGUCGAUGGUUGGCGUGUACUCAGUGGCAGAAGGUCCUGUUUCCCUGCUGCAUCUCAAAAAUAAACUUACUGCUUUUGUUAUAAACAAAAGAUUAGGGCAUUAUCCUUCAUCUUUCAGCCUAGGCUCAAAUUACAGGCAGAUAGCUUGGGGAACAACCACAGCUGUAUUUCUGCAGGAAAUAUUGUCCAAUAUUUGGAAUGAAAAUGUUGAAUACCUAAAUAUUUUGCAAUGAAUAGCUGAUUUUAUCUUUGGAGCUAAACGUUGCAUUGUAGAAGUAGAGUGGCAGUGGAAACUGACUUAGAUACAGCGCGGAAAUGAGUCUGCACCGACCAACGCUCCCCGUACAUUGACACUACCCUCCACGCGAUGGGAACAAUUUACAUUUACACCAAGCCAAUUAACCUCCAAACCUGUGCGUCUUUGUGUGGGAGGAAACCGAAGAUCUUGGAGAAAACCCACGCAGGUCACGGGGAGAACGUACAAACUCCGUACAGACAAGCCCCGUGCCGCGCCAAGGUUUAACGCUACUUCAAAGUAUCAAUAAUCCUGUUCCACACCUUCGACGUUCCUUAUGUGUAGAAUGGAGGAUCUUUUUUCAGUUUCUCCUCCAUCUGGUCCUAUUCCUCCCUCUCCUGACUUUAAAAAGUAAUGUUGUGAUGGCCAUCUUGUUCACUGUUCGGUUGCAGUUUUCGACAGGCAGUUGACGUAGCCUGUGUUUGAAAAUAGCACCAUACAAAUAAAAUGAUGACAACUGUGCGGCACGGUGGCGCAGCGGUAGAGUUGCUGCCUCACAGUGCCAUACACCCGGGUUCCAUCCCGACUACGGGCGCUUGUCUGUACGGAGUUUGUGCCUUCUCGCCGUGUCCUGCGUGGGUUUUCUCCGGUUUCCUCCCGCAUUCCAAAGACGUCCAGGUUUGUAGGCUAAUUGUCUUCGGUGUAAUUGUGAAUUUUCCCGUUUGUGUAUGUGCGGUAGUGUAAGUGUGCGGGGAUCGCUGGUCGGUGCGGACUCGGUGGGCCAAAGGGCCUGUUUCCGCGCUGUAUCUCUAAACUAAACUGAAACAAGGAUGAUAUAGUAGCAGCUGCUUUCGAAAUAAGACCGGUCUUGCUAACAGUUGAUUGUUUCCCCUUGAUGUUUGCAGCAUUUUGUUCCAAAGUUCGAGCGUGCCGAUGCUUCUUGUGACCAGCCUGCAUCGUUCCGUGUUUGCUUUUUGCUUAGUGUUCUAUAUUAUCCAUUGCUACAUUUACAAAUCGCGUCUGAACGAUCACAGCAAGAAAUGUUUAUUUUCUAAAUGGACUGCAACUAGACAUACUGUUCUUUUAUGUGGCAUUUAGAGUUUUUGAUUCCUCUGCAUUGUAUUGAUACUGGCUUUCAAAACUAUUGGCAAAACACAUUUGUAAAGAGGUUAUAGUUUAAAAAAAAAAUAGUGGCACUUAGAAGUGUACAUUAACGAUCUAAUUAGCACAAUACAAUUAAAAAGUGUGCAUUGGUGUACAUAUCCAGCCUCAAGGACCUGUCCCACCUACGCGAUUUUUAUUUCAGCGACUGCCGGCACCCGUCAUAGUCAAUAGACAAUAGGUGCAGGAGUAGGCCAUUCGGCCCUUCGAGCCAUUCAAUAUGAUCAUGAUUGAUCAUCCCCAAUCAGUACUCAGUUCCUGCCUUCUCCCCAUAUCCCCUGACUCCACUAUUUUUAAGAGCCCUAUCUAGCUCUCUCUUGAAAGCAUCCAGAGAACCCGCCUCCACCACCCUCAGAGGCAGAGAAUUCCACAGAUUCACCACACUCUGGGUGAAAAAGUGUUUCCUCGUCUCCGUUCUAAAUGGCUUACUCCUUAUUCUUAAAUAAUAAGCAGGUCGCCGAAAAAUUUCAAACAUGUUGAAAAUCCAGCGGCGACCAGAAAAAGGUAGGACUCUUUGGGUGACUACUCACGACCGCAUGGCCCAAAGAGUCGUAUCUUUUUCUGUCAUAAGUAGUCACCCAAAGAGUUGUUCCUUUUUCUGGCUGCCGCUGGAGUUGAACAUGUUGAAAAUUUUCAGCGACCUGCUGCGACUAAUGACGGGUGCCGGCAGUCGCUGAAAAAAAAUAAUGUAAAUGGGACAGGCCCUUCAUUCACCUAAACCUCUUUACGGCCUUCAGACAUUAAAUCACUCUUGUCUUUUUUAAAACAAAGCUAGUACUUGAUCCCGAAGAUAGACACGAGACGCUGGAGUAACUCAGUGGAUCAUGUUCAUAGCUUCUAGGAGAAGAAUUAGGCCAUUUGGCCCAUCAAAUCUACUCAUGGCAUUUAAUCAUGGCUGAUCUAUCUUUCCCUCUCAACCCCGUACUCCUGCCUUCUCCCCAUAACCUCUGACACCCGUGCUAAUCAAGAAUCUGUCAAUCUUCGCCUUAAAAAUAUCCACAGCCGUCUGUGGCAAUGAGUUCCACAGAUUCACCACCCACUGACUAAAGAAAUUGUUUCUCAUCUCCUUUCUAAAGGUACAUCCUUUCAUUCUGAGGCUGUGGCCUCUGGCCCUGGACUCUCCCACUGGUGGAUGUGGAUAUAUCCCUUCCACAUUCAUUCUAUCCAGCACCUCUGCAGAAAGGGAAUAGGCGAUGUUUCGGGUCGAGACCCUUCUCCAUCAGCUAUUCUCCAUGGUACAAACAAUAAACUGCAGACAGGCACAAAGUGCUGGAGUAACUCAGUGGCUCAGGCGGCAUCUCUGGAGAAAAAGGAUUGGUGACACUUCGGCUUUGGGACCCUUAUGAGGGGUCACGAACCCGAAACACCACCCAUCUUUUCUCUCUGGCCAUGCUGCCUGACCCGCUGAGUUACUCCAGCACUUUGUGACUAUUUUUUGGUAUAAACCAGCACCUGCAGUUCCUUGUUUCUUCUAAUGAACUGCAGAUGCUGGUGUACAAUAAGAAAAAAGAUAGUCCUAGUUGAACGCAGUGGGUCAGGCAGCACCUCUGGAGAACGUGGAUUGGUGACGUUUCAGGUCGGGGCCCCAUCUUCAGAAGAAUGACUCCGAAACGUCACCUAUCUACCAUCUCCAGGGAUACUCCUUGACGGGUGCAGGCCCAGUGCCAUCGACUGCCUUCUCCCCACAACCUUUGACAUUCUUACUAAUCCUAGGGCGGCACGCUAGCACGGCGCUACAGCACCAGAUUCUUGGGAUUGAUCCCGACUGUGGGUGCUGUCUGUACGGAGUUUGCACGUUCUCCCCAGUGACCUGCGUGGGUUUUCUCAGGGUGCUCUGGUUACCUCCCACAAUCCAAAGACCUACAGCUUUGCAGGUUAAUUGGCCCUCUUUAAAAAAAAAUACCCAGUUACUUAGCCUCGACAGCCGUCUGUGGCAAUGAAUUCCACAGAUUCACCACCCUCUGACUCAAGAAAUGCCUCGUCUCCUUCCAAAAGGUACAUCCUUUUUUCUUAGUUCUCACAUUAAAUGCCACAUUUGCCUCAAUUUCUAUGCCACAGCUAUCUGCCUCUCCGCUCUACAUACCCCAUCCCUAACCUCUUCUGCAUUGGUUCAAGGCUUCCCACAUUCAGAACACGCUUCCCUUGUUCCUGUUUCAAUCGUCUCCCUAUAUCCUUUGUUUUGGGCUGUUCUCUUUUCUCCUCUAAUGUGCUUGGGUAAAGGGUCUGCAUGAAUGGUCUAUAUGAAACGGGUCUGUAACAAAAGGCUCUAUGUGAACGGUCUCCACCCAAAAUGUCACCUAGUCCUUCUCCAGAGAUGCUGCCUGACCGGCUGAGUUACCCCAGCACUUAUAUUGUGUCUAUCUUCAGUGUAAAUCAGCACCUGCAGUUCCUUCUUACACUAUAAAAUAGCUUGUUCCUUCUUUGAACACCUGCUACUUUUAGUUUUGGGUGAUAUUUAACCGUUAUUUGCGGGGUGGGGGAAGGUGGAUGGCCAGGCAAGUGAAGGCAAGGGUUCUGCUGAAUUUAACACCAGAACCCCAUAAAAAUGUCAAUUUCUAUCCAAGAAGGGUCUCGACCUGAAAUGUCACCUAUCCAUGUUCUCCACAGAUGCUGCCUGACCCGCUGAGUUACUCCAGCACUCUGUGAAACAUCACCUAUCCAUGUUCUCCAGAGAUGCUGCCUGACCCGCUGAGUUACUCCAGCACUCUGUGAAAUCAUCUAUCCAUGUUCAUCCAGAGAUGCUGCCUGACCCGCUGAGUUACUCCAGCACUCUGAGAAACAUCAUCUAUCCAUGUUCUCCACAGAUGCUGCCUGACCUGCUGAGUUACUCCAGGUUUUUUUCUUGUCUGUCUUUGGUUUAAACCAGCAUCUGCUGUUCCUCCCUACACAUUCUCUCUUAGUUAGGUUUGGUUUAGAGGGACAGCGCUGAAACAGGCCCUUUGGCCCACCGAGUCUGCGCCAACCAGUCUUAAGUUAAGAACUCACUUCUUUCAACAAUCUCCAUAUAUCUUUCCUGUUUUGGUCUGAAACGUCACCUAUCCAUGUUCUCCAGAGAUGCUGCCUGACCCGCUGCGUUACUCCAACACUUUGUCCUUUUUUUUUGCAAACCAGCAUCUCCAGUUCUUUGUUCCUAAUUAAAAAAUAUUAAUAAAAUAUUGCAUCCCUCGUAUCUGCAGUGACCUUUUGAAUAUGUAGUCCUUUGCAUAACCAGUCGCUUGUGUACUUUCAUAAUAGAGUUUGUAGGUUAAUUGGUUUGGUUAUAAAUGUAAAAUAAAUUGGCCCUAGUAUGUAUAGGGUAGUGUUAAUGUGCGGGGAUCGCUGGUCGGUGCGGACUCGGUGGGCUGAAGGACAUGUUUCCGCUCUGUAUCUUUACACUAAACUUUUUUUUUUUUUAAACAAAAGGUCAAAUGUUGAGACCCUUUAUUAUAAAGGUCAAAUCUGGAGAAAUUGUGUUGAUUGUAACCAACUUGUUUCAUCCAAGAGGCUACCUCAAACUAUAAACGGUAGGGGCUUAUGCUUUCACGGAAGUAACUUUAUAUUAAAAACAUUUGUGAUAAAUUCAGAAAGACCACUCUGUAUUAAGAUGCAAAUAUAAUGGUUACAAUGUAAAAUUUGCUAGGUUUCACAUUGAUGUUCAAACAGUGGUUUGAAUUCAUGUUACAUUUAAGUUAUUAGAAUGCGAGUUGGAAUGUUUAUUUGACUGGUGAAAUGCUGACACUGUUGUAUGUUCUUGUUAACAUGUAAUAUUAUAGACGCAAGUCACUAAACCAUGCUGUUGCGUGUUAAUAACAUCCUUUAACAUGUUUCCUGUUUCUUAAACUGACCCCUGUAAUAGAAACGAUGAAAUAAAAUGGCAAAGAAACAGUC